AUGAAUCUUUUUAAUCCUAUAAUGUUUGUUGUUAAUUGGAAAAAAGUCAGUUCUAUGAGUUUACCAGCUAGACUUAUUAAUAUUGCAACUGAAUAUAUCGAAAUCAAAUAUGAAAACGAACAAACAACUACAAUACACAAUGAAAGUCAUCAAUUAAUUUUAGAUGUUGAUCAGACAACUAUUAACAUUCGUCUAAGAAUUUCAAAACUUUUCGGUGCUCUAAGUGUACAUCGUGUUGAUUUAAUGAAACCAUUAAUACAUUAA
This is a messenger RNA of Rotaria sp. Silwood2, 264 nucleotides long. The record is from the annotation of a GenBank genome assembly. Lineage: Eukaryota; Metazoa; Rotifera; Eurotatoria; Philodinida; Philodinidae.